Messenger RNA from Pecten maximus, 4026 nucleotides. RefSeq lists its product as uncharacterized. Gene Ontology annotation, biological process: protein folding; protein peptidyl-prolyl isomerization. Gene Ontology annotation, molecular function: peptidyl-prolyl cis-trans isomerase activity. The coding region runs from base 263 to 2821 and encodes 852 amino acids. The transcript is spliced from 16 exons. The record is from RefSeq and is a predicted model, not a curated record. NCBI's taxonomy places the organism in Eukaryota, Metazoa, Mollusca, Bivalvia, Pectinida, Pectinidae.
ACUGACCACUGUUGUCAUUCACAGUGGGGAAAUGUCAUGAUUCCGAGCACCUGUCAUCCGAACCGACCCGCGUGACAGUCCAUUAAGUGGUCCGUAGCGACAACUAUCGUCCACGAAUUGGCUGCUCACCCUCCCGUUCAUUGCAUCGUAAUUCUGGACGAGGAAGCGGCCAUUCGUGUUUUAGAAGGUUGGAUUAUUAAUCAAGACACCAAUUUGGAAACAAUAGAGGAAUCCAGCGGCCAAAGCCGAUCCAACCUUUAGGAUGUUGAAUUCAAAUUAUAAAGUAUUGGUGAUUACAUUAAUUGGAAUCUUUAUCGGACAACAUCCAUCGGCCGCACAGCAAUUUGGCGGCGGUGGAUUUCAAGGCCAGCAGCUUUUCCAAGGACUACAAGAUGUACAGGGACUAAAUGGGCGAAGAUUUGGUGGAAACCAAUUUGAUGGACUGCAGCUUGGUGGCCAGUUGGGGGGCGGGCGAGGCCAGUUAGGUACACUUGGUACCAACGGUAUCGGAAUUGAUCGCUUUGGUACAGGGGGGAAUAUUGCUGGUACUCGAUUCGGAGACUCAGAGUUUGGCGGUCGCUUUGGAACUGGUAUGACUGCCACAGGUACUGGUAGAACCCGUUUCCUUGGUGAUACAUUUCAAGGCGGUAGGGGAGCGACUGCUGCUCUUGGAGGAAACAGAUUUGGCGGAAAUGGUCUCCGCCUAGGUGCUACUGGCGUUAAUGGAAUAAAUGGAAUAGAUGGGAUGAGAGCAGCGACAGUAAGAGCCAGGCUAGGCGCUAGUAGGAUGGGACAAACCUUAGGCGGUACCCGUCUCGGGACAGCAGGUACUGGACUUGGAAUUAACGGUCUAGGAACAACAGGUCUUGGCACUAGAUUCAACGGCGCCACUACUGCUCUUCAAGGAGGUAUAUUGGAUGGUGGAAUGAGAGACAAUGCGUUAGCACGCCGCAGAAUGCGUGCCAAUCGUCUAGGAGCUAACGUGGGUGGUGGUGCUCAGCGAACCAGUCUUCUUGGAGGACUUGGUCAAGAUGUUAAUAAUAUGUUUGUUGAUCCGAUUACUUUCCAGCGCGUUAGGGUAUUAAACACUAAUGAUGCUAGCAAUAUAAUCGCUAGAAGAACUAAUAACGAGCCUGCUUCACGUCGUAGAGCGACCAACAGACUUAACCUGGGUAGGACGUUGGGCAGGACGAGUGAUGCUAAUCGUAUGCUUCGUGCCGGAGCUCCAGUCCGAAGAAUACCUACCACAAAUACAUUACGUAGAAGAUUGGGGGCAGGCGCAGCUACCUCUCCUGUUGUAGCAACACGAGGCAGAGCAGAUGCCGAUGAGGAAGAGAACCUCACACCUGAUCAAAGAUUGGCCAGGCGACGCUUAGAAGCGUUAAACAACAUAUUUCAGCCAGUGCCAGCUCCCCUGAGCUCAAUGUUUGCGAAUGCUGGGAACAUGUCGCAGAUCAACGUAGCUUUUGGCCUACCAGCUUACCCAACCAGUAGCACGACCAGUACCACUAGUACCACUACUACCACCACACCUAGUCCGAUUGCUGGAAACUGGAGGGAUUUUCUCAACAGGCCUCUACAGCCGCCCAGGAGUUUCAAUGGAAAUAUUGGAAGAUCGUUAACUCCGUUUGGUACCCGGUUUAGUGGUUCACAACCUCAGGCAUUUGGGAAUAAUGGUGUAGGUCGAAACGUAAUCAGCAGUGCAGCCGCCAGAAACAUCAUGCAGAAUGUUUUAGGUAGAAGUGGAGCCGAACAGGCAUUAACAGGGCUACCAUCUUCCUUUCCCUCUGGAGACCUGAACUCCAUCGUAGCUAGUACUGCACAACGUUUUACCCAACCGAACGGAAACGCCAAUUCCAAUCGACAGGGCACCAAUCAAUUUCGUACUGAUGUGAAUCAACAAGUCAACAACCAGUUCCCUUCCUCGCAGAUCCCGAGCGAGUGGUUCCGAACAAGGGCCACCAAUUUUCAAAUUCAGGAUCCACCUUCUGCUAUAUCCGACCGUUCGGAAGUGAUUAAUACCUUUGUGAAUCAAUUUAAUGGUCAACAACAGAUUCAGCCAGAUAGCAUCAAUACAGUGGCAGAUUUUCCAUUGUUAAAUAGAAUGGUUCAGCAAGGCGUCAAUUCACAAAUAGGAGGUGACGGGAACAGCCUUGCCUUUCAAAUGACUAGCGAACCGUCUUCACAAAUAAGUUCGUUCAUGCAAGUCGCUCCUCAAAACUUCGAGGGAACGUCGUCUACAAUAGACGUUUCACAGCUACCUCAUGGAGAACAAAUAUUUCCUGCAAGACAACAAAGAAGAAAUUUUGUUACUAUCACAAGCAAUGUCCCGUUUAGCAGUAGCAUGUCUCAGGCUCACUCUAAUUCUGGCACUUUGACAAUCAUGCCAAACAUGCAGCAGACCAUUACUUCAGGAAAUAGCAUUCCCUUCAUGUCACAGACUAGUCCAACGGAAACAUUCAUAACAGAAUCAGGAUUUCCAAUAUCUGACGGAACUGUUACUAUUCAAACUCUCCCUGACACCAUGUGGAUUCCUGCAGCUAACAACCCCAAUGAUGGGUUUUCAUUGAACCAGAUUGAUCUCUCCCAGUUUACUACCAACUUAGACGCCCUAGGAGGCACAGGACUGGAUGCACAACCAUCAGUAUUCAUGCCAGCAGCAACUCUUCAAUCAUCCCAAUCAUCAACUGCUACGUUAGCAGCACAAGAAGCAGCAAGAGCAGCGGCAGCACAACAACGAAUCGCCAUCCUUAACGCUCGCAGGAACCAGAUAGCUAUAAAUGCUGCUGCUGCCGCCGCCUGCCGCCGCAGCUGCUGCUAAUGCAAGGUCCCAGACUGCAAGAACUGCUGUUGCAACACAGGCACAGGCUGAAAGGUCAGCAGCUGCAGCUGCUCAAGCUGCUAGGGCAGCUACAGUUGCCCAGGUUGGUAUAUCUGCUGGAUCAACCCAAUUCCUCAGACCAGUUGCAACCUCUCAAGGUACACUACAGCAGGGUAUACGGACAGUUGCGACAGAUUUGUCAUCUGCAGCAGCAGGAAGAUCGCUUACUGCGACUUUACCUGCACGGAGAAGAGGGCCGAUCUUUGCAAUUGUUCCGCUGACAUCACGUGCAAAUAUCGAUGACAUGAGAAAGUUUGUACGGGAACUAUCAGCAUCAAUAUCGCUGACAAGCAAUGAACCGAGUCUGGGAAACAAUGCUUUACAAACGGACCUACUUCCGUUGACAAGUCUGCAAGAAACAGGAGCAAGUGUACCUCAAGGUAUUUCCAUUGCCGGCGAUUCGCUACCACCUGUUACGCCUGUCCAGGUUAUAAACACGGUUUCUGCUGAAAGCAAUAUUCCUGGAGAGGGACCUGUGACCAUUUUGAGCGACGAACCUUUUGCUGUUCCUAUCCCCAUCCAGGACCCGUCAGCCAGACAGGCAGUCCCGAUACCUGUAUCAGCUCAGUGAGAAGGCAAUGAGAUUGUAUUGUGAAAAAUAUCCUCCAUUUGAAAAGACCAAGAAGACAAAUAUUUGGGAAAGACGUCAUUUCUGGAUGUCGUGGAAUAAAUCUAAAAUAACUUAUAGCUAAUAAUGAUUAUUUAUCAUUGGUUUUCACGUAUCAUUGUUUGAUAAUGCAUGAAUAUUUUAACAUUAAAUUACAUGAUCAUUUGCAUAUAUUUAUAAUGUAUGAAACGUUUAUCCAUGAUAACAUACAAAACAUCAAAAUUAGCAAAUCACAACAUGCGACUACAAAUUUAGUCAAUAUAUAUAUCAAGUAUAUAUAUCAGUGUAUAGUUUUAAUAUGACUUCAUGUAAACAUUUUCAUUGUUGUAUAUGAAUCAUUGUUAUAUACCACUGUGUGUAUAUUUAGGGCAUCAUGACCGCAUCUAUUUAGCGUUAAGGACAUUGUAAGAUUUUGUAUAUCAGUCAUUAAUCAUGUUAGUCUUCUAUCAUGUUAUGUUAUUACUUUCAUUUGUGGUAUUCUAUGAAUAUGUUUUACUUUGUAUGACAUUGUAUUUUAAUAAAAUAUAAAUUGACUUUU